AUGUUGCGGCUUAGGGUUCUGCACAAUCCGCGGUGUACAUACUUCACUGUUGCUUACAACUAUAUCAGCAAAGAACUCUUUCAUCCUGACCAUUUACAUGUAAAGGCUGUAAGAAAUAUGCUUGUGGGCGUUCAUGAUCAACUAGGAUUACCAUGGGGACUGACAAUCUCAACCACAGCUAUCCUAGUGAGAACAGUUGUAGCCGUUCCGCUGUAUAUAUUCUCUGAAAGGAACCAAGCUAAAGUUUCACAUGUCGCCAUCGACUGCCAAAAAAACUGGCAGUUGAUAAGAACGAAACUUAAUGAUUACGAUUAUUAUCGUGGUGCAAGUCAAAAGAAACAAUUAAUACUUGAAAAUCUUAUGUUCAGACGUGUCUUUAUCCAGACUUGUGAAAGGAAUGGAUGCCAUCCAGUGAAGUCAUCAGUUACGGGGAUAAUCCAAAUUCCAUUGUGGCUCACAUUCACCUUCUCCCUUAGAUACCUGUGUGGAUAUCAAAUAUCACAAUUUGAUCCCAACUACGUGAUUGACAACCCGUCUCUCAUCAUCCCGUGCUCAAGUUUUAUGCUUCCCUUCAUUUGUACGUUAGCUGGAUUAGCAAAUGUAGAGCUGGCAUGCUUAAGACGACCUCUACUUUUUAAUUCCAAAUCAAAUUCACUGAUACCAGAUCCCUUAUCUUAUAGUGUUGUGCGGUUUUUGGGAUGGGUUGGAAACCUCAUUCUUUUCGCGUGUUGCAGCUUUCUGCCGAAAGCACUCGUAAUUUAUUGGUGUACAUCUUCUAUUCACCAACUGUGUAUAAGUCUAUUGAUAAUGCACCCCAACCUACGAAAACUACUUGGUUUAUGGACCAUACCACACGAAGGAUCUUAUCCGUAUAGAGCUCUGCUUAACUCAAUGUAUCAUCGCUAUAACAUAUUAAAAUGGUUACGAAAUAAAAAGUUAUGA
This is a messenger RNA of Schistosoma turkestanicum, 942 nucleotides long. The record is from the annotation of a GenBank genome assembly. NCBI's taxonomy places the organism in Eukaryota, Metazoa, Platyhelminthes, Trematoda, Strigeidida, Schistosomatidae.